Sparassis crispa is the source of this 639-nucleotide messenger RNA. RefSeq names its product ER lumen protein-retaining receptor. The coding region runs from base 1 to 639 and encodes 212 amino acids. Gene Ontology annotation, cellular component: cis-Golgi network; membrane; endoplasmic reticulum. The record is from RefSeq and is a predicted model, not a curated record. The transcript has 6 exons. Gene Ontology annotation, molecular function: ER lumen protein retrieval receptor activity. NCBI's taxonomy places the organism in Eukaryota, Fungi, Basidiomycota, Agaricomycetes, Polyporales, Sparassidaceae. Gene Ontology annotation, biological process: protein retention in ER lumen; endoplasmic reticulum to Golgi vesicle-mediated transport.
AUGAAUCUCUUCAGGCUGUUCGGGGACAUGUCCCACUUAGCGUCCAUCUUCAUUCUGCUGCAGAAGAUUCAGACGUCACGGUCAUGUCGAGGAAUUUCGUUCAAGACGCAGGUUCUCUACGUUGUUGUAUUCGUCUCUCGCUACCUUGACCUGUUCUACGAAUGGGUGUCCGUGUAUAACUUUUUCAUGAAGGUCUUCUUCAUCGCGAGCAGUUGUUAUGUGCUGUACCUCAUGAAAGUGAAGUUCCGACCAACAAACGACCCGUCAAUUGACACGUUCCGAGUCGAGUACCUCGUGGGGCCGUGUGUAAUCCUUGCCUUGAUUUUCCACUACCACUUCACCAUCCCCGAAGUCCUAUGGUCCUUCUCCAUCUUCCUCGAGUCCGUGGCAAUCCUUCCGCAAUUAUUUAUGCUGCAGCGUACUGGCGAGGCGGAAACGAUCACGACACAUUAUUUGGCCGCGCUGGGCGCGUAUAGAGCACUAUACAUACCUAAUUGGAUCUAUAGAUACUUCACGGAAGAUUUGGUCGACCCGAUUGCUGUCACGGCAGGCCUUGUACAGACCGGUCUCUACCUCGACUUCUUCUAUGUCUACGUCACCAAAGUACUGCAAGGACAGAAGUUCGAGUUACCUGCAUGA